Molecule: messenger RNA, 7089 nt
Organism: Cavia porcellus (domestic guinea pig)
Lineage: Eukaryota; Metazoa; Chordata; Mammalia; Rodentia; Caviidae
Gene: Itsn2
Product: intersectin 2
Exons: 30
Coding region: 205-3744 (1179 amino acids)
Biological process (GO): endosomal transport; positive regulation of Rho protein signal transduction; clathrin-dependent synaptic vesicle endocytosis
Cellular component (GO): plasma membrane; cytoplasm; presynaptic membrane
Molecular function (GO): guanyl-nucleotide exchange factor activity; protein binding; molecular adaptor activity
Source: RefSeq, a predicted model, not a curated record
GGCGGCGCCGGCGGAGCCCAGCGCCGCGACCGGCUGCGCAACAGGUUCUCCGGGGACGAGGCCGGCGGGCCGGCGGCGCAGCAGACUCCCGGCGCCCGCCUGUCCGCCCGCCCGCUGCGGGCCGAGGGCCGCGGGGCCGGCCGUGACGCGGCAGGCGCGGCGGGGCGCCAGAUGGCUGACAGCUAGCAAGCAAAAUUCAGGACCAUGAUGGCUCAGUUUCCUACAGCUAUGAAUGGAGGGCCAAACAUGUGGGCUAUUACCUCCGAAGAACGAACUAAGCAUGACAAACAAUUUGAUCACCUCAAGCCUUCGGGAGGUUACAUAACAGGUGAUCAAGCACGUACUUUUUUCUUACAAUCAGGACUGCCAGCUCCUGUUUUAGCUGAAAUUUGGGCCUUAUCAGACCUGAAUAAGGAUGGGAAGAUGGAUCAGCAGGAGUUCUCUAUAGCUAUGAAACUCAUCAAACUAAAGCUUCAAGGCCAGCAGUUGCCUGUGGUUCUCCCUCCUAUUAUGAAACAACCCCCUAUGUUCUCUCCAUUAAUUUCUGCUCGUUUUGGGAUGGGAAGCAUGCCCAAUCUGUCCAUUCCUCAGUCACUGCCUCCAGUCGCACCCAUAACAGCACCCUUGUCCUCUGCAACUUCAGGGACCAGUCUUCCUCCCCUAAUAAUGCAAGCUCCCCUAGUGCCUUCUGUUAGUACGUCGUCACUACCAAAUGGAACCGCCAGUCUCAUUCAGCCUUUGUCCAUUCCUUACUCUUCUUCAACAUUGCCUCAUACAUCAUCCUUCGGUCUGGUGAUGGGAGGAUUUGGUGGUGCUAGCAUACAGAAGGCGCAGUCUUUGAUUGAUUUAGGAUCCAGUAGCUCAACUUCCUCAACUGCUUCACUCUCAGGGAACUCGCCCAAGACUGGCACCUCAGAGUGGGCAGUUCCUCAGCCCUCAAGAUUAAAAUAUCGGCAAAAAUUUAAUAGUCUUGACAAAAGCAUGAGUGGAUACCUCUCAGGUUUUCAAGCCAGAAAUGCCCUUCUUCAGUCAAAUCUUUCUCAAACUCAGCUAGCUACUAUCUGGACCCUGGCGGACAUCGACGGGGAUGGACAGCUGAAAGCCGAGGAGUUCAUCCUUGCCAUGCACCUCACCGACAUGGCCAGAGCAGGGCAGCCGCUGCCACUCACUCUGCCCCCUGAGCUCGUCCCGCCCUCCUUCAGAGGAGGAAAGCAAACUGAUUCAAUUAAUGGAACUCAGCCUUCAUAUCAAAAGACACAAGAAGAGGAACCUCAGAAGAAAUUACCAGUGACCUUUGAGGACAAGCGGAAAGCCAACUACGAGCGGGGGAACGCGGAGCUGGAGAAGCGGCGCCAAGCCUUGAUGGAGCAGCAGCAGAGGGAGGCGGAGCGGAAAGCCCAGAAGGAGAAGGAGGAGUGGGAGCGCAGGCAGAGAGAGCUGCAGGAGCAGGAGUGGAAGAAGCAGCUGGAGCUGGAGAAGCGCUUGGAGAAGCAGAGGGAGCUGGAGCGGCAGCGCGAGGAGGAGCGGAGAAAGGAGCUGGAGCGCCGAGAGGCAGCAAAACAGGAACUUGAACGACAGCGUCGUUUAGAAUGGGAGAGAAUUCGUCGGCAGGAGCUUCUCAAUCAGAAAAAUCGAGAGCAAGAAGAAAUUGUCAGGUUAAACUCUAAGAAGAAGAGUCUUCACCUGGAGUUGGAAGCACUGAAUGGCAAGCACCAGCAGAUCUCAGGCAGGCUGCAAGAUGUCCGACUCAGGAAGCAAACACAAAAGACUGAGCUAGAAGUUCUAGAUAAGCAGUGUGACCUGGAAAUUAUGGAAAUCAAGCAACUUCAGCAAGAACUUCAGGAAUAUCAAAAUAAGCUUAUUUAUUUGGUACCUGAGAAGCAGUUAUUGAAUGAAAGAAUUAAAAACAUGCAGCUAAAUAACACACCUGAUUCAGGGAUCAGUUUACUUCAGAAGAAAUCAGUAGAAAAGGAAGAAUUAUGCCAAAGACUUAAAGAACAGUUAGAUGCUCUUGAAAAAGAAACUGCAUCUAAGCUGUCAGAAAUGGAUUCGUUUAACAAUCAGCUGAAGUGUGGGAAUAUGGAUGACUCUGUUCUUCAGUGCCUUUUGUCUCUGCUAAGCUGUCUCAACAACCUCUUCCUCUUACUUAAGGAACUGAGAGAAAGCUACAAUACACAGCAACGAGCUCUUGAACAACUUUAUAAGAUCAAACAUGACAAGCUGAAGGAAAUUGAAAGAAAAAGAUUAGAACUAAUCCAGAAAAAGAAACUAGAAGAUGAGGCUACAAGGAAAGCAAAGCAAGAGAAAGAAAACUUAUGGAAAGAAAGUCUUAGAAAGGAGGAAGAAGAGAAACAAAAGCGACUUCAGGAAGAAAAAGCACAAGAAAAAAUUCAGGAAGAGGACCGGAAAGCUGAAGAGAAGCAGGGUGAGACGGCUCCUGCUUUGGUGAGUUAUAGAGCGUUAUACUCCUUUGAAGCAAGAAACCAUGAUGAGAUGAGUUUCAGUUCUGGAGAUAUAAUUCAGGUGGAUGAAAAAAUCAUAGGAGAGCCUGACUGGCUUUAUGGCAGUUUUCAAGGAAAAUUUGGCUGGUUUCCAGGCAACUAUGUAGAAAAGAUACCACCUGGUGAAAAAGCCGCGUCCCCUAAGAAGGCCUUACUUCCUCCUGCAGUGUCUUUGUCUGCUACCUCAACUUCUUCUGAACCACUUUCUUCAAAGCAACCAGCAUCAGUGACUGAUUAUCAAAAUGUGUCUUUUUCAAACCUAACUGUUAAUACAUCAUGGCAGAAAAAGUCAGCUUUCACUCGCACUGUGUCCCCUGGGUCCGUGUCACCUAUUCAUGGACAGGGGCAGGUUGUAGAAAACUUGAAAGCACAGGCCCUUUGUUCCUGGACUGCAAAGAAAGAGAACCACUUGAACUUCUCAAAGCACGACAUCAUUACCGUCCUAGAGCAGCAAGAGAACUGGUGGUUUGGGGAGGUCCACGGAGGGAGAGGAUGGUUCCCGAAAUCGUACGUCAAGAUCAUUCCUGGGAGUGAAGCCAAGCGCUCUGGAGAACCAGAAGCUUUGUAUGCACCUAUAAAUAAGAAACCUGCCUCCACAGCCCAUCCAGUCGGAGAAGAAUAUAUUGCACUUUAUUCAUAUUCAAGUGUAGAACCAGGAGAUUUGACUUUCACAGAAGGUGAAGAAAUAUUGGUGACACAGAAAGAUGGAGAAUGGUGGACAGGAAAUAUUGGAGACAGGACUGGAAUUUUCCCGUCAAACUAUGUCAAACCGAAAGAUCAAGAGAAUUUGGGGAAUGCUAACAAAUCUGGAGCAUCAAACAAAAAACCUGAAAUUGCUCAAGUAACCUCAGCGUAUGUUGCUUCUGGUGCUGAACAGCUCAGCCUUGCACCAGGACAGUUAAUACUGAUCUUAAAGAAAAAUACAAGUGGAUGGUGGCAAGGGGAGCUUCAGGCCAGAGGAAGAAAACGCCAGAAGGGAUGGUUCCCUGCCAGCCACGUUAAGCUCUUGGGUCCAAGUAGUGAAAGAGCCACCCCUGCCUUUCAUGCUGUGUGUCAGGUGAUCGCUAUGUAUGAUUAUGUAGCCAAUAAUGAGGAUGAGCUCAAUUUCUCCAAGGGACAAUUGAUUAACGUUAUGAACAAAGACGACCCUGACUGGUGGCAAGGAGAAAUCAACGGAGUAACUGGGCUUUUUCCUUCGAACUACGUGAAGAUGACCACAGACUCAGAUCCAAGUCAACAGUGACCCACUGUUGUCUUCCAGUUGUGAAAGCACCCCAGAGACCCACUAUCCAAGUUUGACUCUAGCCUGGAGGCAGGGCAGGUAGCCCUGAUCAAAUAUCUCCUACACAAUUCCUUACUUCGAUUGAAUGUUAGAACCACUUGUGAUUAUUUCUUUGUGUUUCUAAUUGACAGUUAAAUUUUAUUUGUAACCAGUUCAAGGAUAGUGGGUCUUUGUGUGGCUUUCCCUUCUGUUCACUCUGGCAUCUUUUAACAUUUUUCUUCUUUUUUAAUUUGGUAAUUGUAGGUCAUUAGCAUGCUUAUUGAGUUUGCCCUUGCACGGUGGGAGUUCAAACACACAAAGACCCACUAUUUGCACAAACUGUUCUCUCUGAUUCGGAAUGGGCUGCUUUUCUCAUGUGACUGCAACAUGUAUGUUCCUUACAGAACUAAGAUGAAGUUUGCUUAUGUUCUGCUGUUGUGUUUGAUCUAACCCUAAUCACGCGAGCUCUUAAUUGGCUCAAUCUGCAGUUUGCCCUUAAGUACGUGCUGUUUUCUCUGUUACUUUCUAACCUGCCAAUGUUUAGAUUUGUUUAAACGCCAAGAACUAGAUGUAACUUUUUCUCUAUUUUCUGUGUAAUCGGAGUGGAGCAGUAACAUCUGUGGGGCACUUUCCUUUUCUUGUGGAAGAGAGAGGUGGCCUGCUGUCGCAGGGGUGUGCAGAAUGGGAUGUGUUGAGUCUGUUUAAAUUGCCCAAGCAGGAGCGCUGUACUCCGGAAGUUCCUUUAGGGUCUUUAUGUUCUCUGGCUAAUGAAGAUCCUGCACCGUGUGCGGUAGCACGUGGCGUUGCUUCUGUAUUGAUAAACUAAAGAUACGAACGACUCUUCAGAAACGAAAGGUGCACAUCGGCUGCUGACAUGUGCCCUUCCCUACUUACAUCUGUUUACUGAACUCAGAGCUCGUGUUAUAGAUUUUAAUAGGUGACUUUGUGUCCCGGUACACCAAGGGACUCUGGUGGGCAUUCUCGGUGUCUUUAGUGAAGACCAUGAGGACUCUGUGAGGAGUUUCAAGUGCCCCUGAAGCAGGCUUUAGCUCAGGAGGACUCAGGAGUGAAGGCAGGAUGCGUGCAGCCUGCGUUUCUCCGCAUCCCUGCACUUCUCUGAGGCCAGGAGAUGGAUGUUACCACCCAGCUCUUGGCUCUUCAAUCACAUCGGCUGCUUGCACGCAGGGUUUUCUUUGUGUCGAAUGGCGAACUCUUUAGAAAUAACAGACAUUGUUAUAAACUAAUGUAUAUGAGAGUGCUUAGCUGAGACAAAGGGACUUUUAAUAGAUAGUAUUAAACCAUGUUUGAAAAUCAGUGACUUUAUGCAAUUUAAAAUGUUUACAAACUACAUUGCAAUCUACUGUUUGUGAUUAAGUAUUAUCAGGAAAAGUGUACAUACAAUCAGUCUUAUUUCUUCACCUGGUUCUUUAAAAAAGAAAAUAUGUUUUUAUAUCUCUCAGUUUAAGUUAAAAGCAUAUUUUGUGCAAUACUUAUGUUAAUGUGCCUAUGCAUUAUGAAUGGAUUAGUUCAGUCAUACAUUGCUUAAAUUAUAACUUUACAGAAUUUCAGAAAAAUUAGCGAUUUAGUUAAAACUUCAUGAAGUUCAAAUAUCUGUGUUCCAAAAUACUUUUCAUUAUUGGGUAUAGGGAGAGAUGUUUCUGUGCUCCCUGGGAUGGGGAUUUCCAGUUAUUAGAGCGCCUCCUCUUACAGCAUUUGGCAUUGCCACUGGACUUUUACAAACAGGACAGGAAUAGGAAAGCAAUAAUAAUACCCUGUUACAGGUGGAUAACAGAUUUGCCAGCAGUCGCUAAAAGAGACUGUGCAAAUAUUGAGUCCUUGUGAAUUCAAGUGACUUUUCCAAAUUCUGUGAUUACCUGGGCUCACCUCUUAUCUCCUGAACUUUCUGCUUUUGCAAUCUUACAAUUGAUUUCAAUUUAAGGGCAGUUACUUUAAAUAUUGUGGUUAGAAAUCAGACCACUGUUAGUUAACCACAUGAUUUGGUAUAACAUUAUUUUCCUUAUAAGUGUGAAUUUAUGCUUUCCUAAUACGCUGAUGAGUCAUUUUAAAGAUACUUCUGUAAUCCAAGUCCCUGCACGGUAACACUGACACGUGCGGAUGAUUAGGGAUGACGUUUGGCUUGAGCUCAGCACCUGUCAUCAGCCUGACAGUCGUGUUCAUCAGGUUUCCGUGGAUGAGUCACGUGCUGGCCGGGGUUUAAGCUGUUUAUUGUAUCAACUGAAAUACAACUCUUCCUGUAGGUGUUUUGCCACAUGCCUAGUGCAGGCUCUUUCAGCACAGAGAAAAUCACAAUAAGCAUCUUUUAAGAAAAAGCUAAAAGAAAAGGUGUACGACAUACACUGUUAGCCUGAGCCUUCGGCAGUGCAUGCAACCCUUUGCAAUACCUCAUUCCGCUGUGUAUUUGUUCUCUUAAUGUAAGGAUAGCUUUCAGUUUGCUUAGAAGAAAAGCGUUUACUAGAAAUAGAGAAUGUUUAAGUGAGAAUACAUCUAAAUACAUCUGAACACUGUAGGAAGAAUAAAAAUAUUUGCUUAUUUAAGGAUUGCAAUAUGUGAUAAUCAUUUGAUUAGACUUAAUGGGUUUUCCAGCAAUGAAAAAAAAUCAGCUCUAAAACAAAAGCUGAAUUUUUAAGAAAAUUUAAAUCAACUCUGUCCAUUGUAUAAUUUUCUCUAAAACCGUAAUUUAAAAAGUAAUUUUGUGGCCAGGCGGUGUUGCAGGCCUAUAAUCCCAGCACUCAGGCGGCUGACACAGGAGGAUCGCUGCAAGUUAGAGGCCAGCCUGGGCUGAAAAGUGAGUGUAAGGCCAGCAUCAAUUGCAUAGUGAGACCCUGCCUCAAAAAGGCCAAAAAAGGUAAUUUUGAAGUAAAAUUACAUAAAAUGCAAUUGCUACUUAAAUUCUUAAAACACAAUAUGAAUGCUAGUAGUUUAAAUGAAAUAAACUGGUAUCGGGGGUAAAGAAAGAAAUGCCAAGUCCAGUCCAAAGCUUAAUUGCCAAGUUUUCUUAGAAUGAAGUUUACCAAGUUACAAAUUCUUGUAAAUAAAAUCUAUGAUGCAAAUACUGAAAGACUUUUGCCUGAAGUGGCACACUAUUGGAUGCUGCUGUGAUGCUACUGUAAUGUAAUAAAUUAUUAAAUCGUUGCAAAGUGCUGUUUUUGCCUUAAAUUUUUAUUUUGUGUGUCUCGAAAACUAUAAUAUUAAAAGUAUUGAGAUUGUGCAGAUGCUGGGCACGCUUGGCAUGAAAUAAUGUUUUUAUUUUUAUGAAAUUGUAAUAUAACUAUGCAAGUAUGUUUAUUAAAAAGGACACAAACUACA